This is a messenger RNA of Oncorhynchus mykiss (rainbow trout), 1654 nucleotides long. Lineage: Eukaryota; Metazoa; Chordata; Actinopteri; Salmoniformes; Salmonidae. The record is from RefSeq and is a predicted model, not a curated record.
GAUAGGGAGGACGUACAGCCAGAGGAAACAGACAUACAACUCCUAACAGAGAUGUCUGGUGGUCCCCUCUCCUCCUUCUCCAAACAGGGAAUACUCCUACUCUCUAUCCUCCACUAUGGUGUGGGUAUUUCUCUGUUCAACAAAGCAGUGGGGGACUCAGUGGAGCUGCCCUCAGGCUUAGAAAGGGAAGGUAUCAAGUCAAUGGAGUGGAAGUAUAAAAAAAUGGUCAUUGCAGAAUUUGAUGGGAACAUUUCCUUACCAAGAUCACAGUUUAAGGGGAGACUAGAGAUGAACGACAGUAACUUCCGUUUAACAAUCCAAGAACUGUCACUGCAAGACUCAGGGGAAUUUCUAGUUUCUGCCGCAUCAAACAAAGGAGGACAGAUUCCAACCAAGACCAUCCAUCUUCAAGUCCAUGAGCCUAUAUCCAAGGUGGUGAUCCAGAAGGAGAUCACGCUAUUGGCCAACCAGUCCUGUUCAGUGUGGCUGCUGUGCAACGUGUCAGUCGGCUCCAAACUCUCCUACACCUGGGAGAGAGGGAAUGAGACGUACAGGGACGACGAGCAGAUACACUUCUCUCUGUCACCUGCAGACGGAGACAUCAGUGUAACCUGCACUGCCUCCAACUCAGUCAGUGAGAAAUCUGCCUCAGCAACAGUAAAGUGUAGUAAUGACACAACCACCCCAGAGUAUGAUACAUGGAUGAAGUGGUAUAGGAUCUACAUCGUUGUACCAGUAGGCGUCGCUGUGUUGCUGAUCCUCACUGUAGCUGUGGCAGUGUAUUACUGCAGGGGGUGCUUUAACAUGGCAGCUCUGACUGACGACACAAGAAUGAAAGAUACAAGAACAAACAGUCAGGUAAUGUCCAUCUAUGAGAACGUAGAUGAUCUGGCUGUCCCAAGACUGAACAAGUCGCAGACUCUAUAUGACAAGAUCACAUUUGGACGCCAGCCAGAAACCCCCUGUUCUUCCUACCAGGAAGUACUGUGAGCUGAACAGGAUGUGGUCAUAAGCUGGGCUUCUAUAGAUAUAGAACCCUCUGCAUCUUCUGCAUCCUACAUGUGUACCUUCUGUAAUAGAUGUUACAGUUUCAUUUCAUCACAACCUGCACAUUUCUGUUUUUAUUUUCUUACUUGUUCAGAACUGCAACCUUCAUCUGUUCAUGGUCAUUGUGUGGUACAACUUGUUAUUUUCAAGAUAGUCAGUGUUACAUAACUUUUUGUUAGCUUCUAUUGCAUUCUAUUGUUGCAUGAACUGUUUAUAAUUGUGUAUUAACGACUAAUGGCAAUUCAAAAUGAUAUUCUUAAAGAUUACUUGUGUUUCUGUGGGACUACAAGAGUUGAAAACAAGUUAUUUGUAUUUCUAUUUAUUGUAGUUUAGAUGUGUCUAUUGUACAGUAAAAUGUUUUACAUUCCACAGACAUGCUUUGUAGAAAUCACAUAGGCCACAUUCACAUCAAUUCAUCAUAUACUCACUAACUAUCUUUUGUUGUUGUGUGAAAUCAGACAAUGAAUAGACCUUAUUAAUACAAUAAUACCAUCUUUACAUAUUGAGCAAAGGGAGAGAACAUCCUAAUAAAUAUAACGAUUUGUAGCAAUCAUAAUGCAUAGAUCAUAUAAUGAUUCUGUUAAGAUAAUUAUGUGUUCAAUGUUCA